AUGAAGUGCAUUUGUGCACUAUUUGUGCUCGCCGUCUUCAUCGGCGCCUCCAACGCCGAUUUGUUCACGUCGAUCGCCGACAUGCAGAGUUUGUUGGAGACCGAGAAGAACAUCCCAAAAGUGCUUUUCAAGUAUAUUGCUCAGGAGGAGCAGAGAUUGGCCGAAUUGAAAAAAUUGUCGGAGGAGUACGCGAAAACCAACGAGAAAUCGAUUGAGACGGGCCUCAAGGAUAUCACGAAUCCGAUCAACGCGUUCCUAUUGAUUAAAAAGAAAAUUUUCGAUUGGAAGAACAUUGAGGCGAAAAUGAACGCGAACAAGGCCGGCGGUUUGGUGCAAUCGUUGGCCGAUGACAACUAUGGUGUGCGAUAUCCGACGUCGGAGGAUCUUGCCGGCUCGGCGAUGGGACUUCUCCGCCUUCAGGACACCUAUCGACUCGACGCCAAGGAUUUGGCCGAUGGGAAAAUCUAUCAGGAGCAGGGCAAUUAUACGUUCUCAGCGCGCGAUUGUUUUGAAAUCGCGAAAGCUGCAUACAAUGAGCACGACUUCUAUCACACCGUCAUGUGGAUGCAGGAGGCGCAGAGGCGAUUGGGGCAAGAGGACGAGCCGACUGCCGAUUUGGACGACAUUCUCGAAUAUCUUGCGUUUGCCCUUUACAAGCAGGGAAAUCUGAAGCACGCGCUCAAGCUCACCGAGGAGUUGUUCAAACGAAAUCCGAAUCAUCCGCGCGCCAAGGGCAACGUCAAAUGGUACGAGGACCUUUUGGAACAGGAGGGGGUUCGACGAAGCGACAUGCGAAAAAACCUUCCGCCCAUUGUGAAUCGCCGACCCGAUAGUGUUCUUGGCAACGAGGAGAGAACGAUGUAUGAGGCUCUUUGCCGGAAUGAGGUGCCCGUGAGUGUCAAAGACGUGUCGAAGCUUUAUUGCUAUUACAAACGCGAUCGUCCGUUUUUGGUGUACGCGCCGAUCAAGGUCGAGAUCAAACGAUUCAAACCGUUGGCGGUCCUCUUCAAGGAUGUCAUCAGCGAUUCGGAGAUCGAGGUGAUUCAGGAGUUGGCGAAGCCGAAAUUGGCGCGCGCCACCGUUCACGACUCGGCGACUGGCAAACUUGUGACGGCGACGUAUCGCAUCAGCAAAAGCGCGUGGCUCAAAGGAUGGGAGCACGAGGUUGUCGAGCGCGUCAACAAGCGAAUCGACAUGAUGACGAAUCUCGAAAUGGAGACGGCCGAAGAGCUCCAGAUUGCCAAUUAUGGAAUCGGCGGGCAUUAUGAUCCGCACUUUGAUCAUGCCAAGAAGGAGGAGUCGAAGUCGUUCGAGUCGCUUGGAACCGGAAACCGAAUCGCCACCGUCCUCUUCUAUAUGUCGCAACCGAAAUAUGGCGGUGGUACGGUAUUCACCGAGGUGAAAACAACGAAUUUGCCGACGAGAAACGACGCGCUCUUCUGGUACAACCUUCAUCGGCAGGGCGACGGAAACGUGGACACCCGACACGCGGCGUGUCCGGUGCUCGUCGGCAUCAAGUGGGUGUCGAACAAAUGGAUUCAUGAGAAGGGCAACGAGUUUCGUCGGCCGUGCGGCCUCAGAAUUUCCGACCACGAGCGAUUCGUCGGCGAUUUGGGCGUCGGACCCGAGCCGAGAGACGCGCCGAACUUGUCGCCGAUUCUUUCCAAGGAUGUCUGGACGACACUCUAA
This is a messenger RNA of Caenorhabditis bovis, 1689 nucleotides long. NCBI's taxonomy places the organism in Eukaryota, Metazoa, Nematoda, Chromadorea, Rhabditida, Rhabditidae. The record is from the annotation of a GenBank genome assembly.